AGGAGGUUGGUUCAGCGGCCUCCGCUGACUGUGGAACUUGUGCAAGCUCUGGAAGACAUCGUACUUGGCGUGUCGCGGGUCAAGUUUAAUGACUACGAUCGUGUAUGCGCUGGCUUCUUCUGUUUUGCUGUGUAUGCAAGGGCGCGCUACAGUGAUGCUCAAGCGUCUGCAGCUUUGCAGCUUGAUAUUCUGGAGGCAGACGGCUGCCACGGGUUCUUGGAAGCCUCAGUGACUCGAUCGAAGACCUCAUACAGCCUGGAGAGGAAGACGCGCUACCUCCCGGUAGUGGCACCGGUUAUGGGUGUCAGGGCGGAUCCAUGGGGAGUCGUCUGGCAUGAGCUGCUGCUGAAGCUGGGGGUUGAGCUGAAGGAGGGAGCGCCCUUGCUGCCUGUACCGUUGCAAGGUGGUGGCUUUCAACAGUUGCCGGUCAGCGCGGAGCAUGCAGGGCAGCUUUUGCGUGAGCUCCUCAGGCGGGAGCUUGGCGACUCGGCUGCUAUCAACGCCCUGGGUACUCACAGCUUGAAGCGUACUAUCUUGAGCUGGCUCGCGAAGUACGGUGUGGCGCGAGAGAUCAGGGCUAUCCUCGGUUACCACAGCACUGAUUGUGGCACGGAGAUAAUAUAUGCUCGUGACACUUUGAGUGGGCCUUUGAGGCUGAUGCAGGAGGUCAUCGAGGCUGUGACUUUUGGAAGGUUUCGGCCAGAUGCUACUAGGAGCGGUUACUUUGCCAGUGAGAAGCUCGCUCGUAACAGUGAUCCUCAGGAAGAGCAUGACAGUUCGUCGUGCGGCAGUGAGGAUGAAGAAGCUCCGGAUCAUGCUGAGGCCGAGGUGCGAGUUGUUUUGAAUUUCAACGGAAGUGCCGGUUUGCUCGAGGUUCUCGAGGCUGUCUUCAAGAAGAGAGUUGAAUCUUCCGGGUUGUCCAAGGAGGACGCGACAAACCUCCUGAGUGGCCUCAGGACUUUGAAGCAGUUGGCGUUUGUAAGUUCUUACACGCCGGGGCAAGCAGAUGAGAAGCCUUUGCUAGAUGCUUUCACGAAGUUGGUGAAGCGUGACACCGGGGCUGACCUGGCUGCGCAAGCUUCCUUCAGGGCCCUUUUUCACACUGCAUACGCAAUCGUAACGACCGAGCUCAGGCAGGCUGUCGAGAAGACCGACGAAUCCGUCACAAGAACCCUCUCUGCUCCUGAGAGAGAGGAGAGGUACACGAGGCAGGUGAAGAAAUUGGCCGGUGUCUCGAUCAAGGGCGAUUCGGAACCCUCCGAGGCUCUUGUGGACUACUGUGUCUCGAUUUACGAGGCUAACACUCUCCGCUUCAUUCCAUGGGAGAAAUGUACCAGCCGCCUCGCUGAGCUUCAGGGCGAUGCGAAGAAGGACACUCGGUUUACGCAUGAUGCCCAAGGCAAGGCGCUCAAGCUUGAGACCAAGCCUCAGGAUCUCCAGUGUGCUGUUGAUUCCGAGAUUCAUGUUAUGCAGGCUCUCCAGCGGCGAGCCCUUGCGUGUGAUCAAGCUAAUUUAAUUGAUUACACUGUCCUUGAAGAGUGGCAUCAAAGGCUCUUGAGAGCUAGGCUCUUUGCAGAGAUGCAGGAUCGCAGCCGCGCGGGCAUCCAGUCCGAUGCGACUGGUAGGGCCCACGAUGGCAAGGGCCGGGGCAAGUCCAAAGGGAAGCGCACCGGGGUCCUGCCCAAGGUAACAGUGCUUGAUCUGUUUGGUCAUAAUGGCCUCUUUGGAAAGGCUUGUGCUGCUAGUGGCUUCCAUGUCCUGACGUAUGACGUCAAAAAGCCCGAGCGGGCAACUCAUAAGGUUCGCCUUUUCAGACCCGAGCGGCCUGCUGCUUGGGAGUUCUUUGCUCGCCUGAUCUUGGCGCACAAAACUUUCCAUGUCAUGGUUUAUCUGUCCGAUGCAGUUGAUGUCAGUGUAGGCCGUGCUCUUGUGUCGCUUCUUCAGCGCGAACAUGUUCAAGCUAAGUGGACCGUGCUCGGUCCUGUGGCAUGGGCAGUCCUAGAUCAGCUUCGGCCCAUGCGCCUGUGUGCUUGCCGUUUGCACCUAGGUUCUGGACCUGCAAAAAUUGCUGGAUACUGUCCUUGUCAGCAGCCUUCGGAGUUUUGCUCUUGUCCCGAUACUUCGCAGUUUGCCCCAACGAAGCAGUUUGCCGAGCUCUUUGCAGAAAGCCUCCGCUUGGCUGCUGCAGAUGCUGGUCUUCGGGUUGAUGCACAAGCCCAGCUGCCUUGUCACAAUGCUUGGGUUCAGCGCCAGGCCAAAUCAUCAAAGAUGCAGCCUGUCAUGCCUGAAUAUCGGUACACGGUGACCGUUUGCGUGCCGGAUGCUUCGGCAUUGUCCCUGGAUUCCAAAUCAUGCCUUAGUGUUGCAUUGCACUCUGUGCCAGCCGGCUCUCGCCCAGCCUCUGCCACAUUUGGUGUCUACCGUACACAACAGGAGUUCGUUUCGGCAUCGCUUGAGCUCGAGCAUCCCUUCGAUGCCUUUGCCUACAUCCCUGACGGUGCCGAGUUGCACAAGACGCUGGAUGGCAGUGUUGCUAGUGUCUUGCGAGGCAAAAAGCUGCUGUUGCUCGAGCGGAUUGCGCAAUCGCUAGGGUGGCCCGAUGGGGGCCUCUUUGAAGACAUCAAGAUUGCGAGCGCGGCCACUGAGUUAGACCAGGAGCUUUGGCAGAAGACCCUUGCAGAGCGUGACGACAAAGGGUGGAUUAGUGGACCGUACACUUAUGAGGAACUCGACAGUAUGUUUGGCCCGACUUGGCUGCCGGUGAGACGCUUUGGCAUCCGCCAACGUGCCAAGCUCAGAUGCAUAGAUGACCUGUCGGAGAACGCUGUAAAUGCUUCUUGGGAAGUCGCAGAAAAGAUCGAUUUGCGUGCUCUAGAUGAGCUCUUGUGGGUCGCUUCCCGACUCAUGAAGGUUAUGCUUGACAAGGGCUACGUGGACCUUCAGCUUUCUGAUGGAUCGAAGGUGCGGGGUCCUCUGCAUCCCAUGUGGAAGAGCAACAGCUCCGGUGUAAAGCCUGUUCUUAAGUGUGUGGACUUGGAAUCGGCGUAUAAGCAGUGGCCCAUCAGGCCACAGGAUUCGAAGCGUUGUGUGAUAAGCCUGCGCCGCCCAUCAGAUGGCUUGCCCGUCGGCUUUGUGUGCCAUGUGCUGCCUUUCGGUGGAUUGGCGAGUGUUGGUCACUUUAAUCGUGUGGCUAGGCUUCUGCAGCGGAUAAUGAUUGAGCUUGGGUGCAUGGCCUUCAACUAUUUUGAUGACUACCCGGUGCUCGAUCUCAGCUUGACUUCAGGCAGCACCGAAAAGACGAUUCGGGCGCUUAU
Symbiodinium sp. CCMP2456 is the source of this 3314-nucleotide messenger RNA. Lineage: Eukaryota; Dinophyceae; Suessiales; Symbiodiniaceae. The record is from the annotation of a GenBank genome assembly.